CGGGACUCCGGGCCCGGCGCUGCCCGGCGGCGACGCGAGCGGACCGGAAGCGGGAGUCGCGGGGAGGGGCGUGGCCGCGCCAACGUCAGAAGUGCGUCGGGGCGUGGGAGGCACGUCCGGGCAGGAAGCGGCGCGGAGCAGGAGCCGCCGGGCCCGCGCAGGCGCACUGGAGGGCAGCCCCAGCCGCGGCCAUGGCGGAGCCGCUGCCGAAGAAGCUGCAGGGUGAGCUCGAGAAGUACCAGCAGCUCCAGAAAGACCUCAGCAAGUCGGUGUCGGCGCGGCAGAAGCUGGAGGCGCAGCUAACGGAGAACAACAUCGUCAAGGAGGAGCUGGAGCUGCUGGACAGCACCAACACCAUCUUCAAGCUGAUCGGGCCCGUGCUGGUGCGGCAGGACAUGGAUGAGGCCAAGGCCACGGUCAGCAAGCGCCUGGACUACAUUGGGGCGGAGAUCAAGCGCUACGAGCAGCAGAUGCAGGAGCUGGAGAAGAAGUCGGAGCAGCAGCGGGAGGUGCUGGCGCGGCUGCAGCAGGAGUAUCAGCGCACCCAGGGCAAAGCCGUCAGCAAGGCCUGAUGCCCCUGUGGCUGGGGGGGGGGGGGCAGGGGGCUGUACUUAAGAUUUGUGUUUCUUAUCGUGUUGGGAAUAAAAGAGGUGUUGAGUAGA
Molecule: messenger RNA, 662 nt
Organism: Alligator mississippiensis (American alligator)
Lineage: Eukaryota; Metazoa; Chordata; Crocodylia; Alligatoridae
Gene: PFDN6
Product: prefoldin subunit 6
Exons: 4
Coding region: 192-572 (126 amino acids)
Biological process (GO): protein folding; chaperone-mediated protein complex assembly
Cellular component (GO): prefoldin complex; cytoplasm
Molecular function (GO): protein-folding chaperone binding
Source: RefSeq, a predicted model, not a curated record